Molecule: messenger RNA, 615 nt
Organism: Rotaria sordida
Lineage: Eukaryota; Metazoa; Rotifera; Eurotatoria; Philodinida; Philodinidae
Source: the annotation of a GenBank genome assembly
AUGGGUAUCUCACGAAGUGCAACCCUCGUCAUUGCAUAUUUAAUGAUUGAUGGACAUAAGACACUCGGCGAAACUUUUCAACAAGUCAAAAGCGUACGAGAACAAAUCGAUCCUAAUGAGGGUUUUAUCAGACAAUUACGUGAACUGGAAAUAUCAUUAUUUGGUGAGACAAUGACUCUGGAACGUAUUACUUUUCAAGAUCUUAGUAUCGAUGAAUCACCCAAAACUGUUAUGGACCGUGUGCUUACGGUUCUUGAAGAUUUCGUUGCAGCUUUUGCUGAUGAUGCAUCUCCACAGACGCUCGACAUGCUCAAAGAUAAACUUCUUAGAUUAGCUGACAAAGUCAAACGUAAUAAUGUCACUGAUUUAUUGUUCAAUGGUAUUUGCAGAUGUCUACGAAUGUUCGGAGAAGAUGAUUCAUUAGAUCAAGAAGCAAGAGUUGGUCUACAACAAGGACUUUCUGCUUUGUGCACUUUCUAUAACGUUGAUAUCAAUGAUUGUCUCAACAAUUUGACUAACACUGAAGAAUGGAAAAAUCUUUGCAUUGAUGUACCAUUAGUUUAUCGAUGGAUCAAUCAUUUACGAGACCAAAGUUCUUCAAUGAACAUAUCGUAA